This is a messenger RNA of Schizosaccharomyces cryophilus OY26, 1374 nucleotides long. Its product is annotated as NADP-specific glutamate dehydrogenase Gdh1. Bases 1 to 1374 code for a protein of 457 amino acids. Gene Ontology annotation, cellular component: cytosol. The transcript is spliced from 2 exons. The record is from RefSeq and is a predicted model, not a curated record. Gene Ontology annotation, molecular function: L-glutamate dehydrogenase (NADP+) activity. Lineage: Eukaryota; Fungi; Ascomycota; Schizosaccharomycetes; Schizosaccharomycetales; Schizosaccharomycetaceae.
AUGGUCUCUCCUUACGAACCCGAAUUUGAACAAGCUUACAAGGAAAUUAUUAACUCUGUUGAAGAUUCCAAGCUUUUUGAAGUCCAUCCUGAGCUAAAACGAGUCUUACCUAUCAUCUCUGUCCCCGAGCGUGUUUUACAAUUCCGCGUUACUUGGGAAGAUGACCAAGGCAAUUGUCGUGUCAACACUGGUUACCGUGUCCAGUUCAAUUCUGCAUUGGGUCCUUACAAGGGCGGUCUGCGUUUCCAUCCUACAGUGAAUUUGAGUAUUCUCAAGUUCUUGGGUUUUGAACAAAUCUUCAAAAAUGCCCUCACUGGACUUCCCAUAGGUGGUGGUAAGGGUGGUUCGGACUUUGACCCUAAAGGCAAGUCGGACUCUGAAAUUCGUCGUUUCUCCCAAGCCUUCAUGCGACAACUCUUCCGUUUCAUCGGUCCUCAAACUGAUGUGCCCGCUGGUGACAUUGGUGUCACUGGUUUCGUCGUCAAUGCUAUGUUUGGCGAGUACAAGCGUCUUCGUGACGAGUACAGCGGUGUUUUGACCGGUAAGCACAUGCUUACCGGUGGCAGCAACAUCCGUCCCGAAGCCACUGGUUAUGGUGUUGUCUACUAUGUGUGUCACAUGAUUCAACACGCUACUAAGGGCUCCAGGAGUAUCACUGGCAAGCGGGUUGCUAUCUCUGGUAGUGGCAAUGUUGCCCAAUAUGCCGCUCUCAAAUGCAUGGAGCUCGGUGCUGUUGUUAAAUCUUUAAGUGAUUCUAAGGGCUCCUUAAUUGCUACUUCUCCUGAGGGCCUUACUCCUGAUGUCAUUUACAAGAUUAUGGAACUUAAGGAAAAGCGUCUCGCUAUCUCUGAUUGUCCUGAGCUUACCAGCAAGUACAGUUACAUUGUUGGUGCUCGCCCUUGGACUCAUGUAGGCGAAGUUGACAUUGCUUUGCCUUGCGCUACCCAGAAUGAAGUUAGCGCCCAAGAAGCACAAGCCUUGAUUAAAGCCGGUUGUCGUUACGUCGCUGAAGGCUCUAACAUGGGUUCUUCUGCAGAAGCUGUCGAGGUCUUUGAGAACUCUCGUGCUAACGGCGAAGGUUGUUGGUUAGCCCCUGGUAAGGCUGCCAAUGCUGGUGGUGUUGCUGUCUCCGGUUUGGAAAUGGCUCAAAAUGCUCAAUUUAGUACUUGGGCUCGUACUGAAGUUGACGACCGCUUGGCUGGUAUCAUGAAUUCCAUCUUUACUCAAUCAACCGAUGCUGCUUCCAAAUACUGUGAAAGUGGAGUUAAUAAUAUCCCCAGUCUUGUCGACGGUGCCAAUCUAGCUGGUUUCGUCCGUGUAGCUCGUGCUAUGGAAGCUAUCGCUGACUGGUGGGUUCUUAUACAUAACUCAUAA